CAGGAAAAGAUUGUAAAGCAAGUAAACAGGACACGUAUUCAAGUAACUGAGGUGAAGGUCAAGUAUGAAACCUGGCUGACAGUGAUACAAAAUGGACAAGUUUGGAAUGACCUUUGGUGGAGGCCCAAGCAAGAAGGAACUGCUUGAUGCCAUUGAGGUUCAGAAGAAACAACUUGUUAAGUACCAGACUCGUUUUAAAGAUGUCGUCAGAGCGUACCAAAGCCUACUUAAGGAAAAAGAGGCCUUGGAAGCCAGCCUGAAAGUAUUGUCGAUUUCUCAAGAAGUCGACCUAAGCCAACACCGUGAAAGCUUUGCUUCAGGUGGAAGCUAUGGAAAUGCAGAACGACCUUUGCUGGCUGACCUCGGGGAUGACCGUUGUUCCCUUCAUAGUGAAGAUAGUCAGGACACAGCAGCUUCUGCUGAUACAGCCAAUAGUGUGACUAGUAAUAACGCUAAGGGAGACCUAAUAGAAGAUGACCAAACCUGUACUGUAGAUGGUGCUGUUGGUGCGGUCGCAUCUGUCUUGCCCCAGCAAACUGAGGAAGCGAAUGGAUCCGAAAGUGGCAUCAGCACCAGCAGCAGCGGAUCUCUGGAGCAACCAACUGCUGCUUCCUGUUCUGUAGACACAGACCGUCGUAUCAUCCAACUAAAGUCGCAACUAUCCACCCUAACCAGUUCUCUGGCCACCGUCACUCAAGAGAAAUCCAGAAUGGAAGCUUCAUUCCAGGCGGACAAGCGGAAGAUCAAGCAAGAACUGGAGGAGAUACAAGCCAGGUUGGAAGAAGAUCACAAGCAGCACCAGGCAGAGCUCCAGAGCUUGCAAGAGCAACUUGCAGAGAGCAAAGCCCGCGUCAUCACCCAGCAGCACGAACGGGAGCAGGAGCAAGGUGACCACGCGCACAUGCUCAGAGAGCUCCAGAAACUCCUCCAGGAGGAGAGGGGUCUGAGACAGGAUGCAGAACUUAUGCUUGAAGAUGCUCGAGAAUCCCUAGCCGAAGCACUCUUGGCGGCAGAUAGAGGGCUGGACUACGAGGUGCGACUGAAAGAGAUCACUCAGGAACGUGAAGAGCUGAGGAAGAGCCUGAAGGCUGCAGAAGUGGAGAAGAGCAAACCCGACCCUCGGGUGGAGGAGCUCCAGCAGGAGAUUGCAGAGCUGAAAGCCCACUUCAAUCAGCAACUUCAACAAGAGAUCCAAAAGGCCGCACAGGCAGAGGAACGUCUAAGAGACCAGGCUCAGAUGGAGGAGGUACGAGUUGCCAGCCUUGAGGAGCGAGUGUCUGAGCUCUCAGAGUUGCUGGGUGCCUGCGAGAAGGUCAAACAGAAGGACCAACAGAACGCUCAGAGGCUGCGGGAGCGCAUCCUUCAACUAGACACUGAAAACAAAACCUUGGCUAUCGCAGCGGUGAACAGGACAACCUCCGAUCAAAACAUCGAUGAAACAAACUUGAGCAUGGACGUGUUGAAGGACAAGCUUGAGAAGGUGAAGAAGUUACUGCUGUUGGCUGCACAAAGAUCUCAAGACCAGAAUCUGGAUAUCGAUAAGCUCCUGGAGGACGAGAAGGACACUGAAGCCUCAGAUGGUGAAAAAGCCGCCGCACUCCACUACCAGCAAGAGCUCCGGCAACUGAGGGAGGAGUUUGAACGCUACAAAACCAGGGCCCAAGGUGUUCUGAAAACCAAGAACACAAAAGAUGGCAACCAGGCCCAGGAGCUGGAGGAAGCACGAGACCAGCUGGCCGAACUGAAGGAGAAGUACAUCAACCUUCGAAUUCUUUCCGAUGAAACAGAAGCACGGCACAAACGUGACCUGGAGGAACAUCAGCAAAGGCUCGUGGUGCUCCAGCAGACCCAUAAACAGGAAGUUGAGAAGCUGGAAGCCCAACACAGGGAGAACUUCCUGCGGCUUGAGGAAGAGCUGCACAAACAAAGAGAUCGCACAAUGGCCCUGCUGGCAGAGAAAGACCUCGAGCUGGAGCGAUUACGGGCAGCAGCGGUGAUCGGCUUCGGAAGCCAUCUGAGGCAUGCUGCAAAUAACAGCACAGCCUUGGAAGAAGGUAAUUUAGAGGGGGAUAAUCCAGCACAUGACGAAAGUGACAUCAUCGCUCAAGCGCUCAAACUUGCCGGGCCGAAUGAACCAACUUUAUUACUGUACGCCGAACAGCUGGCACGCAAGGAGGUGGAGGUAGCCGCCUUACGCAAGCAGAAACAUAGACUCGAGGAAGACCUGCGCCAGCUGCAAGGGAAGCUGAUCGCUAAUGGGGAGAGACAUGAAGAAGAGAUUGCUGAGCUACGUGAUAAACUGGACAAGCGUAUUCGGGACCAGGGAAGAGAUGGUGCUAAUCUUGAGUACCUGAAGAAUGUUAUGUAUAGGUUUCUCACACUCCAUGAUAUCAGAGGGCGCCAGCAGACUCUCACGGCCAUUCUAACUAUUUUGCACUUUAGUCCUCAAGAGAAACAAGCCGUGCUGAAGCAGCAGGCACACAGUUGGUGGACGGCAGGGAUGCGAUAAUGCGUAAACUAAUAGCAAGAGACGCCUUGUUUCUACUGUGCUGAAAGAAAUAUUCUGUUAUUUUUAUUGACCAAUAAUUUAGUGUGCUAAGUUAAAGGGUACCAAAAAAAUAAGAGUUUCCAUGUGUUUCUGAGAAACAAUAACUAAAAGUUCUCCUGUAAGAAACAAAGUCAAAUAUUAGAUCUUGACACUGUGUUUUGACUCUUACAUUGGUGCACCAAGAUGUUUAAUUCAGUUUGUAUAAUAUCUAGGGAUAUGUAAUAUAGUCUCUGCUGUAUAGACUUAUAUAACACAACAGUUUAAUGAAACACUAUUUUGUAUAUGUUUAAAGGUUAAAUCUACCGAAUAAUUUAUGCCAAAGAAGGCCCUGUUAAAAAAUAGUUUUACUAAUGAAAACUAAAUGGGCUGUUAAGAGGUAUAGCCAUUAUCAAUCUGACAUUUGCUUUCAGACAUAAGCACAUUUAUAUGGUUCAUGGUGAACUCCAUUCAUAUAUUUAACACACAGAACUGGUUCCAGUCUGCUUUGAAAUUGUUAGCUUUUGAUGACUGCACUGUUACAUUUGUUUAUUUCUACGAGCUUUAUGCGUAUAAAUCAUUUGAGAAACUUCAUCACCAUGUCAGUCUUUUGUAAAUAAGUUCUAGCAUUCCUGGAGUCAUACAUAUAAUAAACUAUUUUUCGCUCUUAA
Triplophysa dalaica is the source of this 3195-nucleotide messenger RNA. It is a transcript of the gene gcc1, whose product is annotated as GRIP and coiled-coil domain containing 1. The transcript has 3 exons. Lineage: Eukaryota; Metazoa; Chordata; Actinopteri; Cypriniformes; Nemacheilidae. Gene Ontology annotation, cellular component: Golgi apparatus. The coding region runs from base 92 to 2509 and encodes 805 amino acids. The record is from RefSeq and is a predicted model, not a curated record.